GUAGAAUCUGAGGACGAAAGAGGACUGAACCCGUCGUAACGGAGGCAAAAUCCAGUUGCUCCUGGACAGAGUGGUAGGAAUCAUGGGAAGUGUGUUCCUCCCAUCGGAAGCGGCUCACUCCCUGCUGAAGAGGCUCCGCAGGGCAAACAGUGCGUUGGAGGAGAUCAAGCAGGGUAACAUCCAAAGGGAGUGUCGGGAGGAGAGCUGCAACUACGAGGAGGCGCGCGAGGCCUUCGAGGAUGACGAGAAAACGAGAAGGUUCUGGGAGGAAUACGUUCGUGAGAACAGCCCAGGUGGACCCGGAGGCCUGGGGUCAGGUAUAGGGCAGUUCCAGUCUCUCUACCUAAUACUUCCGCUGCUGGUGGGGCUGCUGCUGAUCGCCGUGGUGAUGGUGUCGGUGUGGAGGUGCCACUCGCGCAAGCUUUUCCAGCGAAAUUCCGGCUUCGGCCACACCAACCAAGAUCCCGCCCCCGCCUUUGUAGCCAUAGACAGGCAGGGGCGGAGCUACCACCCGGACAUGACCCCGCCCUCCAACCUGAGUGCCCCCAACAGCCCGGUGCAAACCGAGUCCGACCUCACGCCUGGCCGGAUGAGCAACGGGGACCCGCCCCCUUCUUACGAGGAGGCCAUGGGUCAUUCAGACCCACCCCCGCAGUAUGAGGACAUUAUCAACACCGGUGCCACCAGGGUGAUGAUCGGGCAGGGAAAGUGAUCCUCUCUCCGCCCCUGCCCCCUUCUCCCCCACCAGCCUUCAUACCCACACUCACUUCUCCUGCCCGGCUCCCCUUGAAACCCCUCUCCUUGUGUAUUGCUGAAUGUGAAAGUUACAUUUGUCCUGUUACAUGUGAAACUUACAUCCGUUAAUCUGUAUGUCCCACUGAAGUAAACAGCAGCAUCCUCUCCCCUCCACAGAGACACCAGCAUAUAGGAAGGGGGGUGGGGGGCGGCAGGACUGGGUCUUGAGUGGGUGGGGUUUGUAGCUAAGUUCUCACUGAAGUUCGCCUGAUGUGUGAACAGCACAGAGCAGGAUAUGGCUCUGCAGAGGAGUAGAGGCCAUGAGCUGCGUCCCAAUGUGCGUUUUUUGUGUCACUUGCUCUAAGCGCUUCCCCUCAAAAUGGCACCGAGUUGCGAGGGCGAGGGUAUCCCAAUCCGCAAAAUGAACCUUCAUUUGCCCUCAGCUGCUCCCUUCGAGUGAGUGUACAAGCUUGUAUCCCUCACAUUUGGUGUGGUGGUGGCAGUGUAGCAUAGUGAGUAAG
Megalops cyprinoides (Indo-Pacific tarpon) is the source of this 1256-nucleotide messenger RNA. RefSeq names its product proline rich Gla (G-carboxyglutamic acid) 1 (gene prrg1). Gene Ontology annotation, cellular component: extracellular region. The record is from RefSeq and is a predicted model, not a curated record. Gene Ontology annotation, molecular function: calcium ion binding. NCBI's taxonomy places the organism in Eukaryota, Metazoa, Chordata, Actinopteri, Elopiformes, Megalopidae. The transcript is spliced from 4 exons. The coding region runs from base 83 to 712 and encodes 209 amino acids.